CGACAUCGCACAAUCUCACGCUCGAAACCCGCUCGCUGCAGCCGUGUUCGCCCUCAAAACUACAUCAAGGCACUUGCGCCGAUACAGCGACAGAACUACCAGCCUCCGGUCUAGCCCGCUCUUCCGGCGCGAGCCCUUGCGCCCGCAGCCAUGCUCCCCCUCCGCGCCGUCCUGCGGCCGCCGGCCUUCCGCGCCGCGCCCCGUCACAUCGCCGGCCUUUCUCUCCCCACACGACGACGAGUCCGAAUCCCUCCAUUCCCGAUAAUACGAAGCAGCUUCCCGUCACAAAACCAAUACCCCCGACUCUUCUCCCAGACGAUCCGGCGCCCGAUCUGGGGGAGGGGGCACGACGGCUACGACCCCAACAACCCCGCUCAUCGCGAAGUCCUCAGAGAACACAACCUCCGGACCGCCCGACCGCUCAUGACGGUCGGCGACAUCGGGCGCUUCUUCAGGUCCCGCACCUUUGCCGGCACAGCCGUCCUCGCCGUCCUCGCGGGCAUCGCCUUUGUAUACUUCAACAUCCAGACCGUCCCCGUCUCGGGCCGCAAGCGCUUCAACUGCUACUCCGAGGCCCAGGUCGAGAGCAUGUCGAGCCAACAGGAAAAACGCGUCAUCUACGAGGUCGAGUCCCAGGGCGGCCGGUUCCUCCCCUCGUGGGACCCGCGCGUGCGGAUGGUCCAGCGCGUCAUGCGCCGGCUGAUCCCCGUGUCCGGGCUCGAGGACCAGGAGUGGGAGGUGAGGGUGAUUGACGACCCGAGCACCCUCAACGCGUUCGUGCUCCCCGGCGGCAAGGUCUUUGUGUACAGCGGCAUCCUGCGCCUGACGCGCACCGAGGACGGGUUGGCCGCGGUGCUGGGCCACGAGAUUGCGCAUAACCUCGCGCAGCACAACGGCGAGCGCUGGACGCAGGCAAUCGGGCCCAAUAUCCUCCUCUACAGCAUCAUGAUCUUGACUGGCAUUUACCCGGGGGCCAUUGUCCUCACGCAGUGGCUGGGCCGCGGGGUCAUGGACCUCAUGUUCACGCGGCCGAUGGGGAGGAUGCAGGAGAGCGAAGCGGACUAUAUUGGGCUGAUGCUCAUGGCGGAGGCGUGUUACGACCCGCGCGAGGCAAUGGCGUUUUGGAAGCGCAUGGACGUGGCAACGAAGCAGGCGCAUGUAGAGGAGAUUCCAGAGUUUUUGAGCACGCAUCCGUCGAACGAGCAUCGAAUCGAGGAUUACCAGAAGUGGAUGCCCAAAGCCAUUGACAAGUUCGAGGCAAGCGACUGCAAGGGAACCGCCGGCUUCGCCAACAUGUUUAGACGGGCGCUGGAUCGAGGCAGCAUGAUUGUAGAAUUUUAGAAUAGGUUCCCCUGCCAUGGACAUGUGAGCACGCUUACGUAGCUAGCUAGCUAGGUGUUUUUAGCGUUGGGGUUUGGACGGGAUGGGCCAAGUUUAUGAUGCUCCCUUGGAUUUGCUUAACUAUACUCGCUUCUCUUUUCCGAGAACUCCCCUAAACACUGUACUAACAACGCCGCUCAUCAUGCUCGUAGAUGCGUGCAUGUAUAAAGAGGAAGAAGAUCCCCGUACCAUGUUCUCUACUUUGACGAUUGAGGAGGGUGUUUGAAUCCCACGUGCCUGGUCAACCCCAGCAUUACCCCGGACAUCCUUGACAAACGGGAAGUAUCCGUACUUCGUAAUUAGAUUAAGCCUAGAACAAAACACACACACCCAAAAGUCCAGCAUUACUACUCCGUAG
Messenger RNA from Colletotrichum phormii, 1738 nucleotides. RefSeq names its product peptidase family M48. Gene Ontology annotation, cellular component: mitochondrial inner membrane. Gene Ontology annotation, biological process: mitochondrial protein processing; protein quality control for misfolded or incompletely synthesized proteins. The transcript has 2 exons. Bases 151 to 1341 code for a protein of 396 amino acids. Lineage: Eukaryota; Fungi; Ascomycota; Sordariomycetes; Glomerellales; Glomerellaceae. The record is from RefSeq and is a predicted model, not a curated record. Gene Ontology annotation, molecular function: metalloendopeptidase activity.